AUGGCCGCCUCGUCGUCAGCUGCCAUUCUGUGGAUUUCAACAGACUCGCCACGCAACGCGUCCGUGAGUCCCUGGAGGUUUUCCAGCCGAUACUGGAGCUGGUUCUUCUUGAUAAAGCGCAGGCGCUCUUUGUUCGCAUUUGGCCCAUUGGUCAACGCAGUAUUGGCUGCGUCAGUCGGCCCACCGCGCAGGAUAAAGAGAAAUACUAACCGUCCGGUCCGUAAAGCAGAUACGCCCUCAUAUUCUCGAACUGACAUGGUUAAAGGGGCACCGUGCCGAUCGACGGGAUUACCAACGUACGGAUGA
Phytophthora infestans T30-4 is the source of this 306-nucleotide messenger RNA. RefSeq lists its product as uncharacterized. The record is from RefSeq and is a predicted model, not a curated record. Lineage: Eukaryota; Oomycota; Peronosporomycetes; Peronosporales; Peronosporaceae. The transcript has a single exon. Bases 1 to 306 code for a protein of 101 amino acids.